This is a messenger RNA of Brienomyrus brachyistius, 1115 nucleotides long. RefSeq names its product polyubiquitin-like. Bases 179 to 670 code for a protein of 163 amino acids. Gene Ontology annotation, biological process: modification-dependent protein catabolic process; protein ubiquitination. Gene Ontology annotation, molecular function: protein tag activity; ubiquitin protein ligase binding. The transcript has 2 exons. Gene Ontology annotation, cellular component: nucleus; cytoplasm. Lineage: Eukaryota; Metazoa; Chordata; Actinopteri; Osteoglossiformes; Mormyridae. The record is from RefSeq and is a predicted model, not a curated record.
AUCUAUCAGCUGUUUAUUAGGAACGUAGGCUACCAGCGGACUUCAUUCAGCGCGAUUCAGCGACUACAAGAGAAUAUCUGUUUUUGAAAAGGAUUAUACACAUACUUGACUGUAAUAAGAAAUUAUCUUUAAACAAUCGACUACCCCGUUACGGACAAGAUUUCCGAAGUUUGACACUAUGGGUCUGAUCAUCAAAUUCAUGAACGGGCAAACUAUUAGUUUGUCAGUGGAACUGAAUACAACCGUCGAUCAGCUGAAGAAAGAGAUUGAAAUAAAACAAGGCACACCUAGCGCCAGGCAGCGCCUAUCUGUACAGAAUGGGCAGAGAACAGACCUGACUGAUGGGUCCAGAACACUGGCGGAGUAUGGAGUGCGCUCGGGGUCUACAGUUAUCGUGCUGGUAACUGAGCCUGCUUCCAUACAAACCCAGUCUGCUCCCAUACAGGUGUUCCUGAAGAGAGAAAAGGAUGCGAUGCAUACUUAUGAAAUCGCUCCCGGUGAGACGGUGUUGGAGUUCAAGAAGAAGGUCUUCAAUAAGGAGCACGUCCCUGUUGACCAACAAAGGCUGAUCUACGGGGGAAGGCAGAUGGAAGACCACAAGAAACUGGAGGACUAUGGUGUUAAGAAACAGAGCACCAUCUUUCUCACUCUGCGUCUGAGAGGAGGCUAACAAUGAGGAAGGAAUGAUUUUGCUAAAGCAUUAAUCAAAAAUGCUGCAGUUUUAAUAACAUUUAAUCAGUCUGGUAGAAAUAGGCCUAAUGACAGUUUAGUCAACACAUUUAACAGUUCAUAGUUAUUUAUUACUUAAUAUGAAAUAAUGUAAAAAUAUAAUUUGGGAAAAAUUUUGUCGAUUUAGUAUUAAAUGUGUGUUCUGUGGAAAUUUACCAACUUUGGAUGUAAGCAAACAGAUCAAUAAUACUGCAUUAAUAUUAGGUUAUGGUAUUCAGUACUUGCUUACAUUGUUUGUUGUUAUUCUUUGUGAUGCACCACCAUCAUAUUGGCAAUGUUUGUUGUGUGCCUUAGAAAGUUUACUUACUUAGGCCUUCUAUGGCGGCUAGGUUUCUUUUUCUGAAGGAAAAUGAAUAAAAUUGAUAUAUUUCUUUUAUAUUGUACAA